CUCUCAUGCUCCUGCGUCUGCCCCCCUGCCUCCACUCCUCCUCGUCCUGCUCCGCUCCUCGCCUCCUCGUCGCCAUUCCUCACGAUCCCAGCCCGCGCUCCUAGGCAACCAAGCCCGCGACCCCCGAUCCGAUCCGCCCUCCCUGCUACGCAGAUCGCUGGAUGUGCUAGUCUAGUGCGAGUCGGGAUCCUGCCUGCUCGCCGCCGUGUCUGGGUUCGUUGCUCGCGCGCUUCUUCUCGCUCCGCCCGCCAUGGACGGCGUCCGGAGCUUAGCACAGUCCCUGGGGGCUGACGACGGCGGCCGGAGCAACCUUUUCCGCACCCUUGGCCCGGCGCUCUUCAUCUCGAUUGGAUACAUCGACCUCGGCAAGUGGGUCACCACCGUGGACGCCGGCUCUCGCUUCGGCUAUGAUCUCGUGCUGCUCGUGCUGCUCUUCAACUUCUCCGCCGUCCUCUGCCAGUACCUCUCCAUAUGCAUCGGCAUGGUCACUACCCAGAAUCUUGCCCAGAUAUGCGUUCAGGAGUACAGUCAGCCAAUAUGCGUCGGCCUUGGUGUUCAGGCAUUACUGUCCUUGUUAACUGCAGAGAUUACCAUGAUUUCAGGCAUUGCAAUGGGGUUCAACCUUGUAUUCGAAUAUGAUGACCUUGUCACAGGCAUAUGGUUCGCAAGUUUUGCAGUCAAUCUACUACCAUAUGCGAUUUCCCAUCUGGACAAGAAGAUGGCUGGAAUAUUCAAUGCCUGCAUAGCAGGUCUCGCACUUGUUUGUUUCGUGCUUGGUUUAUUGGUCAGUCAACCAAGAGUUCCUCUCGAUAUGGAUGUGAUGUUCCCCAAGUUGAGCGGUGAAAGCGCCUACUCGCUCAUGGCACUUCUGGGUGGAAAUGUAAUAGCACACAACUUCUAUGUUCAUUCAUCAUUUGUACAGGCUCAAAGAAGAUCCCCUGUUACACUCGGGGCCUUAUUUCAUGACCACCUUGUUUCGAUCUUAUUUAUUUUUUCUGGGGUUUUUCUCGUGAACUAUGUUCUUAUAAGCUCAGCAGCAGUUGGAUCCGGUGAUACACUGCUCCUGACCUUUCAAGAUGUUGUAGAGCUAAUGAACCAGAUAUUCAUGAAUCCUGCAGCGCCGCUUGUUUUCUUAAUGGUUCUUCUCCUUUCGAGCCACAUCAUCUCACUGUCAUCUAUUAUUGGUAGCCAUGCAAUUGUAGAGAAUUUCUUUGGUAUAAACCUUUCUCUUUCGGCGCAUCAUCUGCUACUCAAGCUUUUUGCCAUGAUUCCUACAAUCUACUAUGCAAAGGUUGCGGGUUCAGAAGCGAUAUAUCAGUUGAUUAUCAUCUGUCCAGUUAUCCAGGCUAUGCUCCUUCCUGCGUCUGUUAUACCUGUUUUCCGUGUUGCUUCGUCAAGAUCAAUAAUGGGCAACCACAGAAUAUCUUCAUCUGUUGAAAUAUUGGCCUUUCUCGCGUUUCUUCUCAUGCUAUUUACGAAUAUCAUUUUCAAGGCAGAAAUCCUGUUUGGUGAUAGCACCUGGACAAACAGCAUGAAAGGGAACACCGGGAGCCCUGUUGUACUUCCAUAUACUCUUAUAGUCCUAAUUUCAUGUUCAUGUCUUCUGUUUACACUGUUCCUGGCUGUUACUCCACUGAAGUCUGCAAGUAAUGAAGCUGAAACUCCGGAGUUCUCUAUGCACUCUCAGAGAGAACCAUUGUGCAGUACUCACCAUACAGAAGAUGUUUCUCUGGAAGAUGUUACCCAUGAAGAAGUUCAAAGGUCUUCUACUGAUGCUAUUCUCAGGGAUCCAAUGGAAAGUCAUCAGAAAUCAGCUUUGGAACAUACUGAAAGUUCUGACACCACUGUAGAGUCUGAUCCUGACAGUCAACAAUCAACUGCUUAUACAGCGAGUACUCCUAAAGCUCAACCCUCACCACCUGUCUACCAUGAAGAGCCAGAACCAGUUUGUGCGGCUGACUGGACAGAGUCGGUACCAAAGGUUUCGACAGCCAUUGAAGUAGAACAUAUUCAUUCAGAGAACAUCAAAGGGAAGAGCGCAACUGAAAAAGAUGUUGAAGUAGUAGCAGAAGUUUGCACGGACAAGGAUAGUGUUGCCUCGCAUAAUUUGGAACAUGAGAAGUCUGCUGGAGGCAGAGCACCUUCCUAUCCGGAUGGUCCACCAUCUCUUACUUUCAGCAGGGGAAAAGGCUCCGAUGUUGGCAGUGGCAGCCUCUCGACACAGUCUGGUUUGGGCCGUGCUGCAAGGAAGCAGUUAGCAGCACUUCUUGACGAGUUCUGGGGGCAUCUUUUUGAUUAUCAUGGUAAGCUUACACAAGAUGCUAAUGAAAAAAGGUAUAACUUUUUGCUUGGAUUGGACUUGGGAGCAGCUAAUUCUGCUGUGAGGGCUGAUAACAAAACCAUUGAAGCUUCAAAGAGCCCCUUGAUGAGAGACGCGCUGCGAGCAUCAGCUACCUCACUGAACUCGUGGGACUCGAUGUCCCGUGAUAAGGAUAUCCGUAGUCUAGACUGGAGUUCUGGGCAUCAGAUGGGUCCAAUGGGUUCAUCCAACUGGUCCCAGAGCAUGAAUUCACCAUAUACAGACAUUUCGAGUUCAAGCAGCAGCUUACUUGAGCAAAAUGCAAAAUACUAUUCAAAUUUCAACAUGCCAUCUUACUCUGAUAAUCAGUUCUAUCAGCCUGCUACUAUUCAUGGAUAUCAGCUGGCAUCUAUUUUGAAAGGGAUGAAUGCAAGUAGAAAUCAGCACUCUAACAUCCCCCUGGACCCAAGACGGGUUCCUAGGUCGUCUGAAUAUUCUUUUUCUAACUAUGCUGAUCCUGUUAUGCAUGCCCGCAACCAAAAUUUACGGGGUUCACUGGGACCUAACUCUCCACAAAGCCCAGCAAUGAAUCGCUUCAAUGCAACGGUCGAGAGACCUUAUUAUGAUUCUACCUCUGUUGAUGAAAGUGAAAGUGUUGGCUCACCUGGAUACUCAAAGAAGUAUCACAGUUCACCUGACAUAUCUGCACUAAUUGCUGCAAACAGAAGGGCUUUGUUGAACGAACCAAAUUUAGGUGGCGCUGCCGGAAAUCAAUCAUACCUAAGUAAGCUGGCAUCUGAGAGAUCGCAAUAUGUGGACUCGGCAGCCAGGUCCAAAGCUCAAAUUGCAUUUAAUGAGCGGUCACAGCAUAAUCUCCAAAGAGAUGUCCUUUCUAUGCAGUUGGGUAUGAACCCCAACAAUAAAUCCCUUUGGGCCCAACAACCGUUUGAACAGCUGUUUGGUAUGUCAAGUGCAGAACUGAAUAAGAGUGAGGUGAACACUGGCCAGAGAUCAAGUGGCAUGACAAAGGAUGAUUACUCUUACACUGGGUGUGAGGCAGAGCUUCUUCAAUCACUUAGGCUUUGCAUAAUGAAUAUCUUGAAACUGGAAGGAUCAGGAGGGCUCUUUAGGCAUAAUGGUGGUUGUGAUGAAAAUUUAAUUCAUCAAGUUGCAGCAGCUGAGAGACUUUCACAAGAAACAACUGAGCGCAUGCGCGGUCUACCCAACUGUGGUGAAACCUGUGUUUGGCAGGCUACCCUGAUUGUUAGUUUUGGUGUCUGGUGUAUCUGCCGGGUACUGGACCUUUCCCUUGUGGAAAGUAGACCAGAACUUUGGGGGAAGUACACAUAUGUUCUGAACCGUCUUCAGGGAAUCAUUGAACCCGCCUUUUCCAUGCCCCGGAAACCUCUCACUGGGUGUGCAUGCCUUCAGAUAGCAGGCCCGGUUGCCAGGCCCAUUUCUGGUACCUUCACUACUUCAGCUGAGAUCCUGGAGACGAUCAGAGACGUGGAAAUAGCCAUCUCAGGACGCAAGGGUCGAAGCGGAACAGCAGCAGGAGACGUAGCUUUUCCUAAAGGGAAGGAAAACCUGGCUUCAGUUCUCAAGCGGUACAAGCGUAGGCUGUCGAGCAAGCCCUCUGUUGGGCAAUAGUGGCAUCUUUUUGCUUGUUUUGUAGGGUUUCUGGCGCUGUCCUAGUGGCAGGUCGCCCUUUCCUGCUUCUCAAGCCCUAGUGGUUUUUUCGUUGCGACGUUUCUAAGGGGGUGCCUGGGAGCUCCUUGACCUUUUUGGGCCCUUUGGUUUUUGCAUGUGAUGCUUGACAGGGCCCAAGGAUUAUGCAGGGUAAACCAUGUUUGCUGCCAAGCGCGGCGUGUAAGAGAAAGUGCCAUGUGCUGAAUCAGUGGUGUAAAGUCCACUGCAGCUCAACCUGACUGUUUUUUGGGCCUUCUGUGCCUGUGCCCCAUGCGACUUUGUAGAGAUUAAAAGUAAUGUUAAUGGGAUGUUCUUUUGACA
This is a messenger RNA of Hordeum vulgare subsp. vulgare (domesticated barley), 4309 nucleotides long. Its product is annotated as protein ETHYLENE-INSENSITIVE 2. The transcript has 7 exons. Gene Ontology annotation, cellular component: membrane. Lineage: Eukaryota; Viridiplantae; Streptophyta; Magnoliopsida; Poales; Poaceae. Bases 251 to 3949 code for a protein of 1232 amino acids. Gene Ontology annotation, molecular function: cadmium ion transmembrane transporter activity; manganese ion transmembrane transporter activity. Gene Ontology annotation, biological process: metal ion transport; ethylene-activated signaling pathway. The record is from RefSeq and is a predicted model, not a curated record.